Petromyzon marinus (sea lamprey) is the source of this 5542-nucleotide messenger RNA. RefSeq names its product lipolysis-stimulated lipoprotein receptor-like. Lineage: Eukaryota; Metazoa; Chordata; Hyperoartia; Petromyzontiformes; Petromyzontidae. Gene Ontology annotation, cellular component: tricellular tight junction; plasma membrane. Gene Ontology annotation, biological process: tricellular tight junction assembly; establishment of blood-brain barrier. The record is from RefSeq and is a predicted model, not a curated record.
GCGGUCGCCCUCCCCUGACCAACGCCCUGGCGCGCGGCAGGAGCGGAGUGGCCCGCGGGACGCGUUUACCUGUGACACAGCGUCUGGGGAUUAGGUGAAAGUAUAUAGCCCAACAAGCGCGCGUAAAAUACAUUCACUUGGAUGAAAAUAUGAAGCGAUAUUUAAAUAUAACCUUUUGUAAAUAUCUAGCUUCAAUGUGGUCAAGGGCUUGAGGUUAACUUACGCUCGAGGUGCGCGUGGUCUCGUCCUGUUUACUCCCCCUCCCAGUGAGAAACCAUUACGCCUCUGUGCUGGAGUUUGUUUCAAGUGAACUUCUAAACGAGACCAUUCAACUGGUUUCCACGACUCCGACGGAAUGCGAUAAGGAGAGGGGGGGUGGGUGGCGGUGGCGCCGAGUUGCGUUCGAAGUCGUCGUAAAGGAGGUGGAAGAGAAGAAGGGCGGUGGGGGGUGGUGGCGAGGAGUAAAACGAAGGGAAGAAGAGCCCCUUGCUGAGAGGGCGCGAUGAUGUGGCUGCGCGUGUGGAUUGUGUGCGGCCUUGCAGCAAGCGUAGGAGGCAUGCAAGUGAGGGUGAAGAAUCCAUGGAACGUGGCCAUGCUGUUUCAGUACGUGACUCUGCGCUGCGAAUACACGACGUCUGUGCCCAACGAGGAGCCCAUCAUCAUGUGGAAGUACAAAUCCUACUGCCGGGACCGCGUCUCCGAUUCCCUCAACCCUUCCAGUGGCAGCGUCAGCAUUAACAACCAGGUGCAGCAGGCAAACCCUAACUUUAACCCGUACACGGACUGCCCGGACUCCCAGCGCGUCAUUCGCACCGUGGCCACAAAGCGUGGCAACACGGUGACUCUCGGAAAUGACUACCAGGCGCGACGCAUCACCAUCAUCAACCAGGCGGAGCUGGAGAUCCAAAUGACCCAGUGGGGAGACAGUGGCGUCUACUACUGCCAGGUCAUUUCUACUGCUGAUCUAUCAGGAAACAACGAAGCAUAUGGAGAACUCCUCGUGCUGAGCAGAACCUCAAACAGGACAGAACUCCUGCCUGGGUUUGACUUGCCCGGCCUCUCAGACUGGCUGUUCGUGGUGCUCAUCGUGAUGGGUGGAGUGCUGCUGCUCAUUCUUAUCGGCGUCUGCUGGUGCCAGUGCUGCCCUCACACCUGCUGCUGCUACUUGUCGUGUGUGUGCUGCCCCGAGCGCUGCUGCUGCCCCCGCGCAUUGUAUGAAGCUGGCAAGGCGGCCACGGGCUCGUAUGCCGGUUCAACUCGAGCUCCGAGUGUCUUCUCCCGCUUUUCCACGCGGUACGCGCGUGGGCACUCGCCUGCCCCACGGGGUUACCCCAUCCACCAAGACUACCACGACAACGCCAGCUCAGUGGGUCAUUCUUCCAACGCGCCGCUGCUUCACCGUGAGCAGGUCGAUUUGAACUCCUCCUCUGGCCGGGCUGCUUAUCGGAUACAGGCCGAGCCGUCCGGUAAUGGACACGCCCUCUACCGUGUGGAGACAGAACUCCAGGCCUUCAAUCCCAGCCACCACGACCCCCUUGAGACAAUGGCUGGGAUGACGGAGCUGUCGUCGCUGCACGACGACGAUCGCGGCGACCUGCGGGAGGCGCUGCGGCGGGCGAGGGAGCGAGCCCUGUCCCCCGUGCGCGACAUCGAUUCGUCUGCCCCUUCGUCGCACCGCGGCGGCCCCGGCCCCCGCGAUGGCGAGGCCCGCCGGCGAGCUCACUCGGUGGACGACCUCGACGAUGUGGGCUUCGCAGGGCCAAGUCACAGGCCUCGCGAUUACUCUCCAGAGCGCCGGGAUGACUACUACUACUAUCAGGGCAAGCAUAAGAGCCGUAGCCGCGACGACUUGAGGAACACCGACUGGGAACCCCGUGGAGACCCAAACCCCCGAAGGGACCCCCGAGGAGACUCGUACCCACGUGGGGACCCCCGUGGAGACCCCCGUGGGGACCCCCGUGGAGACCCCCGUGGAGACCCCCGUGGGGACUCGUUCCCCCGUGGGGACCCCCGAGGGGACUCCUAUCCCCGCUCGAACAACUCGCGCGGAAGCAACCCGCGUCCCAAUAACUACAACAAUGAGCGGCGGGACGACGGUUACCGCGGUGAUGACCUCCGCGAGGAGCGGGGAUUGCGCGAGGCUGUUAUGCCGCCCCCCCCCAAGUACUCGGAUGUGCCUUCUGAGGGUCGCUAUGACGACCGCAUCCUGAACUCUGCCCUCGGAGAGAAGCGGUCUCGGAGCCGUGAGGACCUGGCGGGGCCCGACGUGCGUGGAGGUGGUGGUGGCGGCGGUGGCAGCAGUAGUGGGGGAGGAGCCGGCCCUCCCAGCUACCGCUCCGAUGAUGCUGCCAGUGGCCUGAGCGCUGCCUACGGGAAGAACAUCAACCGAGACAAGGAUUCCGACAACAAACGCAAGAAGAAUAACAUCUUGAGCCGGGAGAGUUUACGUGUAUAAAGCCUCUCUACCCCCGGCCUACACUGACGAUCACAUCAGCACCCUAGUGCUGCGUCGUACGCGCCAAGUCGGUAUACACAGGGACGCACGCCCAACGUGGCAUGCUUAUGAGCACCCAUGAUGCCCCAUUGUAUCCGCCACCAGGUCCUGAGGAAUUGCUCCUUUGCAACACACAACCGUGUGUAGAUAUACUCUCACCAAAAACGUACGAAGGCAAAAGAUCCCCCCCCCUCCCAUAUAGCCCUUAACAGACCGUUGGGGCGAGUGCUGUUUGCGAACAGCCCUGAAUGAAUGCCUGUACGGUACGCAUGGGGAUGGGUGGCCAGCACCACGCCCGACCUCCUUUGUCUGCCCAGGUAGCGAUGUUUACACACCGCACCAGGUACUCAUUUGAGGCUGAGUCGACCAAAACAUACCAGGCCUGUGCACACACACACAGCUUCACACAAAUGCAGAUGUCAUGGUACCUGUUGCUUGGCCUUCCUUGUGCACAGCAAAGCUUGCUAUGGGUACACAAAAACACACUUUUAUAUAUAUAAAAAAAACUUUUCAUCGUGUUUGUUUAAAAGUAAAUAUGUGCUGUAAUUAUGGAUGGGUGUAAUGGGAAACAUAGUUGGGAGCGCAGUGAAGCUUCUCGUGCUUUUGAUUUGCCUGGGUAUUUGUAAGGAGGACUUUUUAUGACAUUUAAGGGAAUUGCCUUGUCUGAGCCAGCUCCCAGUAUCACCAAUUGUGCACAACAGUAGCAGUUCUGUCAAUGUACAACAGGUGAAGGUGUUCAGUCACCCAUUAAGCCCCAUCAAGUCAGGUCGACAGCCAAACGAGCAACAGUAAAGCCAAACGUGACCCCGGUGUCUCCUCCCUGCUCAUAACGACCCCCUCUGUGACCCGGAACAAGUGGUGGUGGAAACUCGACAUCGUGAGGGUGGUGACCAGUUUCUCCUCGUGGAAGUGGUACUCCUUUUAUAGACCCUCGCAGGAUAAUUGGUUACAUUGACCCCCCUGCCAGGAUUUGAUUAUGCAGUUAGUCGAGUGCUUCGUGAACAGUACAUGCUACGCGGACAAACAAACGAUACGUGAGAUGUAAUCUGCAUGGCAUAGGAAAAGCCCGCGCAAUCACUUGCUUCGACCCGAGAUGAAGCGUCUUAAAUACGUGGCCAGUACUCUAGCACAGUGGCCCUUAAUAGCGUUGCAUUAAUUUAUUUACUAAAAAUUACAAACAAUUGGAUUAUGUACGUUGCACUUAGCCCGCACCGUACGUAGCAAACCGUGCUAAUCGGAGGAGUGGGGAAGACGAAUUUAACGCAAAAAAGAAUUCUAAAGUAAUUCGUUUUCAAUCGAGAUGAUUUAAAAGUUCGACAGCUCCACUAGCUUCCUAACAUCGGACGGAAGAGCGUUUCAGACGGCCGCAGAAGCACAUCUGAAAAUGCGUGAUGCAGUGAUCAUGUUUGUUCGAUGGCCAGCGAAUCAAGUGUCAACCCGACAUGAAAAUAAGGCAAGAUCUGUCUGAAUUUUUUUCUUGAGACUCGUGGCUUUCCUGGGUAAACAAGCGUAAAAAUGUCAGCCAUAAAUUUCACAAUGGUAUGCAGGUGACACCUUUAUGAUGGCCAAUAUGUGCUUCUCUGUUGUGCCAAAUUAUCUUAUGGAGCUUUUAUAUAUAAUGUGGGGGUCUUUGUAAAAGUGCUGUGCACUAUUAUGGUGGGUGUUAUGAUGGUAGGCAUGUUCAAACCAAUUUGCACAAUGUGGGCCGUUUAAUGCUGUAGCCACCAACAAUCGCCAUAGCCUUCUGCUGCAUAAUUUACAUCUGCUGCAAGACAAUUUCGUGGCAAAGACCCCAAGAAAUUGAUAGCUACCCACAAUUCCAUUUUAAAACAGAUGCCUUGUAUGCCUAUCUCCCUGACGAGACAUACGUUAGCAGGCUCUUGUAGAAACUAAUUUUGAUUACUAAAAUAGAAUGCAUUUUUCGCCUUGCUUUGGACUGAAAAAAAACACUCAAUCCUGACUAAGAGUAGCAUUGGUGAACAAAGUCUCAAUGCUUUCGGGAUCAUUGGCGGUUCGCUUAGUGACAAAGGUUCCACUGCUGCUCUGCCAACGGGCGGCACAUUGUCUCACUUUGGUUUUUAAUUGUGCGUUUUAGUCCGGGUUUUUGGUGAAAAGUAUCGAGAGUUCGACGUUUUUCUCGGGUGCGUUCACGUGUGAACGCGCAGUGUAAUUUCAUUUGCGUGUUUUGCGUUGUCCCGCGUUCGCUGGCGUGAGAGUCCAUGCAUUUGUAUGCUCGUGUGUUCGUGCGCUAACCCUCGCAAAAGCUACCCAUCUCGUUAAUAGUGCAUUAUUAAACAAAUUGUUUUACACUGAAUUCAUUCUAAACCUGUUUUUUUAUUCAUGGCAUGCUUGUAAAUGUUCAAAAUUUUCUAUCAAUUUGCUUGUUGAAGGUGUCUGUUUGUUUGGGCUUGAAUGCGGAGCGGCAGUGUAGUUAUUAGCCCGCUGCAUUGUGAACCCAUUGAGCCGAGUUGGAUUCCCACUCAAGACCGAUAUCAGUGGGGUGAAAUAUAUCAAUCGGAGCUGUGCCUCCCUGAGCUCGACUCGGACUUAAAUGCAUACCUGGUCCCGUGUGUAAGUAUCAGCACUGGCGAGGCAAAGGCGGCCGAGCAUGGUGUUGGCAACCCCCUCGUGUGCCAUGCCGACCUUCAUAGGUGCUCGCUCACAGAACUUGCCCCAAAUUGUCUGUUAAAAGGCGUUACGGGGGGGGGGUCUGGGCAGGUAUGGUGAAGGCCGUGUCGUUGUUGCCACGCAAGGUUUUGUGGCCUGGUGUGGGGGCCCGUCAGUCGGCUUUUCUUUCACACUGCUCUUUUUUCCGUACAGUGGGAACAGCGUGGGAGCUGGAAAUGACGAAAUUUGCAAGGGUUGCGCUAUGAACGUUUUGCGUCGGUGACGUCGCCAUGUGCCGCUCUGCGCUCUGCAGCGGGACCACGAGAUGGGUUUUACAGUUUUUGUCGUGAUGCCGAUUGGUGUACAAGCGCAGUUGCAAAUCACGAAUCUUUUAAACGACAUAUCUUUUUGUAUCAAUAAAUGUACGAUUUUAGAGCAACG